Messenger RNA from Lacerta agilis (Sand lizard), 1641 nucleotides. RefSeq names its product keratinocyte differentiation factor 1 (gene KDF1). NCBI's taxonomy places the organism in Eukaryota, Metazoa, Chordata, Lepidosauria, Squamata, Lacertidae. Gene Ontology annotation, cellular component: cell junction. The record is from RefSeq and is a predicted model, not a curated record. Gene Ontology annotation, biological process: regulation of epidermal cell division; keratinocyte development. Bases 330 to 1553 code for a protein of 407 amino acids. The transcript is spliced from 6 exons.
GGGUUUUUUUGCCUUCCGUAAAAGCGUGUCCCACGAGGCAACCCGUAGGCACGUGACCUCACCUGGGCUCAGGUGAAGGAGGGGCCCUGGACGCUGUUCACCUGGCUCGGCAGGCAUCUUCCUCGAUUUGGGGAGGAAGGGCUUUAACCCAGAAGAUCUGAGGUCAGACCAACUUUGAGGGGACAGGCGGAUGCAGCUCUGACACUUGCUUACGUGGAGAGACCACCCCACCGCAUUACAGGAUAUUCUGAAAUGGACGAAGCAGCUGCUUAGGGUCUAGAUUAACCCCAAAGAAGGCAAGGCAAAAGGAGUCGAAAGGGUGGCAAGUCAUGCUUGGAAAGACACAAGGACAUCGCCAAAACCUAAGCAGCUACCACCAGCCCCCUAAAGAUGUUGCGGUACCCCAGCAGAUCAACUCUCCCAGAACGACUGACAUUAGCCUGGAGGUGUUCAGUGGCUCUACCCCUGAGCUCAAGCAAACCCGCAAGCCAACACGAGCUGCGAGAAGCCGCAAAGCCGACCCCAAAGAUGCCAGUGGGAGGGAGGGCGAAACGAGUACCUUUAUCCCUGGUGCUGUGGAGACCCCCCGGCCCCCAUGCUGCCCCACUCUGUCCCAGGCCUGGAGUGUUUACAAAGCGAUCUUCUGCUGCAUUGUGACAUGCGGGGACUGCUUCAGGGACUGCCCUUCUAGGAGCCUCUACAAUGAGGCACUGACAGAUGAGAGCCGAGAGUGCAAUGGGCGUUCGCCAAACAGUCCUGCCAAUAGCUCCCCUGCUGAGAAAAACGGGAGCCAAACCAAAAAGAGCACGAUCGGGAGCAGUUUCAGCUACCCAGAUGUGAAACUGAAAGGGAUCCCAGUGGGGAUUUAUACCCCUAGCCCCCACACAGAUACUGAUUCAUGCUACAAGGAGCCUCUUCCGGAGAAGAUAGCCAGGAACAGCAUAGAGAAGCAACCUCUCCCCAGCAGCCAUCGAAGCUCUGAGGAUUACUCCCCCGACGAUUUGGAUACCGACAGUGACAGUGACCCAAAGAAUAGCUCUAUAUCCAGUGGUCGGAUUGAUUACCUGAUCCACAGGAAACUGACCGAGCUCUUCAGCAUUCACCAAAUUGACGAGCUGGCCAAGUGUACGUCGGACACCGUCUUCCUGGAGAAGACCAACAAGAUCUCGGACCUCAUCAACAGCAUCACUCAGGACUAUCACUUGGAUGAGCAGGAUGCCGAAUGCAGGCUGGUCCGGGGGAUCAUACGCAUCAGCACGCGCAAGAGCCGGGUCCGACCCCGCGUCUCUGUCCCGACCCGCCUGAAUCCGGAGGAGAGCAUGAGCAGAGGCAAUCUGCCAGACAGUGGCAACGAGACCAUGCUGGCAUCUGUGCUCCCUAGCGAAGGAGAUUUCCCUGUUCAGAUAUCUGUAGAAACCACAGCAGAUAUGAAAGCCAGGAACAUGCGGCACGGAGCAUACAGCACUGCUGGAUCUCCCCUGAGCAGAGGCUCUUCUUUCCAGGAUACAGAGACAGAUUCCUCUGGAGCCCCUCUGCUGAAAGUAUAUUGCUGAGAAAAUGGACUUCGGGAACGAACGUGCUAGGCAACGAGGCCGCGGGGCAAGUUCCCGUUUUCUAAAUGACAAAUACGAUGCCACUUUA